Molecule: messenger RNA, 4234 nt
Organism: Ictidomys tridecemlineatus (thirteen-lined ground squirrel)
Lineage: Eukaryota; Metazoa; Chordata; Mammalia; Rodentia; Sciuridae
Gene: Tmem167a
Product: transmembrane protein 167A
Source: RefSeq, a predicted model, not a curated record
CGUCGGUCUCGAGAAGCUGCGGAGGAGGUGCCGUGAUAGGCCCAACCGGACUGCUGAAGAGAUCAAGAAGGGCAUGUGGGGCGUGCACGCCUCUUCCGCCUUGGGCCCGGAAGGGUGAUGUGGCUGGGGCAUCGCUGGCCUCACUAUGUCUGCCAUUUUCAAUUUUCAGAGUCUGUUGACUGUAAUCUUGCUGCUUAUAUGUACCUGUGCUUAUAUCCGGUCCUUGGCACCCAGCCUCCUGGACAGAAAUAAAACUGGACUAUUGGGAAUAUUUUGGAAGUGUGCCAGAAUUGGUGAACGAAAGAGUCCUUAUGUUGCAGUAUGCUGUGUAGUGAUGGCCUUCAGCAUCCUUUUCAUACAGUAGCUUGGAAAAAUGCCAGAAUUUAAUUGCCGUCAGACUUCAGUGUGAACAAGGACUUAUCUGCAGAAAAUAAUGGAAAGAAUGGUUAACCCUUUUAUCUCUGAACAUUGAAUGAGAGAAAUUUCCAGAUGGUGUUCUCUAUUUUUAUGUUAUUGGACCAAUGUUCUGUAUAAAUAACUAAGAUACAACCAUUUGAUACGCAGAGUUUAAUAGUCUGUAACAAUCAACCUCAGUACUGUUGCUACAAUAUUACAUUUUGUGCAAAUGUCAUUCUGUUGUGUCUGAUAUCAGUUUUUAGUAGAGUAUUUUUAAGGCACAUAGUAGAAAACAAAAUUGGUGAAUUACUCAAGUUCCUUUCACUGUGAUUUGGAAAUGAUAAGUCUUUACAGAAUGAGACCUUUUUGGAUUAGCUUUUUAAUUGAGAAAUGGUUCAAUUUUGUGUUGGUAAGGAUUGCAUUCAUAUUCAAUAAUGUUUGCUUUUCCUCUGGCCACACGAGUUUGACCAUUAACCAGAGUGCCUCUACUCUUAACAAAUUUUGUAGUUUAUUACAGGUGUUUAAAAUAUUUAAAACAAGCCCAUGCAGGAGUCAGAUAAAUGGAAUGUGACUUAAAAGCAGUACUAGGAAAAUGUUUAUAUUUAAUAUAAGAGGGUUUAGACUAGCCUGAUUGACUAUGGAUAUGUCUUAAGCAUGAGUUUGAACAGCUAGCUGUUGUUCUCUGAAAAAGAUAACAUUCUUAGAAUGAAAAGAACAAAACAGAAUGAUUUGUAGGAUGAUAAUUCAGUGGUUUCUAUUCUAUUUAAUGUUGACUUUUCAAAAUGUUCAUUUAUUUUAGUUGCCCCCUCAAAUGAACUGAAUUUAAUAUAGCACUUUCAAUCUAGUUUAUGUUCUGCCAACUUGAACUAGAAUCUCUCAUAACUUUUUAGAUGAUAAACAGAUCUCAUAUCUACCAUCUACACUAAUGUCAUAAAUAUCUUUCUAUGAGCUUUUAUAUCGAAGGAAGACUAAUUUUUAGUCAAUAAAACAAAUAUUGGGAAUAUGACUUAUAGAUCUCAUAAGAGAACAGUUAUAAAUUUAUGGUUAACAUUUCUUUAGGUCAAGCUAAAAUUUACAUACUAUUUCAAAGCUAAGAGGAGCUUAAAUCUUACCAAAAAUUUCCCCAUUGUAGGUAGUGUUUAUAUUAGAUGUUAUUUUUAAUCUAUUAGUAUCUGCUUCUAUAGAAACAGUAUAGAAUUUGAAACUAUCAAUUUUUAAAAGCCACUUUAAACUACUUGGAAUGAAUCCUAGGAAACAUCUAGUACAGUUUAUGUAUUGCCCUGUCUAUGGUUGGUUAUCAGUUUAAAGGCCACUUUAAACUACUUGGAAUGAAUUCUAGGAAACAUCUAGUACAGCUAAUGUAUUACCCUGUCUAUGGUUGGUUAGAAGUGGCAUUUUAUUUUGGACAAGCAAUCUGGUUAUGAUAAUUGUUUCUACUCUGAACUACAUCUUGGGCUUUGCAUUAGGUCAAGGAUCUUUAGGCUAUCCCCAAAAUAGGAAACUUGUCAGCAUACCCAUGCAGAGAAGUCACCUUUCUAGGUCUAAUUUCUGGGUGGCCAUCUGUUGUCCAACUCUGCUGCCAACUGGACUUUCCACAAAAGAUUUGUCAGCUUUUUUUUUUUUUUUUUUUAAUGAUAACACAAAUCUAGUAUGAAAAAGGAAAGAGGAUUCUAGAAAUCAGUUCUAAGAUAUUUUUAAUUUGGCAUUUUCAAGGAGGAGAUGGAAAGCAAAGGAAAAAAUGAUUUCCUUAGGAAAAUUUUUGGUACCCAGAGCGGUAGUGCAUGCCUAUAAUCCCAGCAGCUUGGGAGGCUGAGGCAGUAGGAUCGCAAGUUCAAAGCCAGCCUCAACUACAGUGAGGUGCUAUACAACUCAGUGAGACCCUGUCUCUAAAUAAAAUACAAAACAGGAUUGGAGAUGUGGCUCAGUAAAUUGAAAAAAAAAAGAAAAGAAAAAAAUUUUGUGGUAACAUAAAAUUUUACUGUGUAUAGGUGUUGAACAGAGUGGGAGGCAGCUUAUUCCUAACCCAAAACAUUCUGACCUUUUGAAACACAAGCUCUUUGAGAGGUGGGGAAAAGACACAAGAUCUAUGAAGAAAAGCAAUUAGCAUUUUCUUAUGUUUUUCAAGGAGUUACCAUUGAAUCUUGUUUUCUAACCCAAGGGCAGUGUAGAUGGUUUUAAGCCCACAGAAUAUUCAGAUAUUUGCCUACUAGUAGGUGGAAGGUGGUGAGAUGUAAAAGAGGAUUAAAGAUUGACCUAAGCAUCAAAUGCUCUCCCCUACAUCUGUCACAUAGACUUGCCACAGAACUUGAAGUUAGGAUGCAUGCAGAAGUUCGUAGCAUGCUAGGUUCAGAUGCUCUUCCUAGCUUCAUUUCAUUCUUUUGCUUCUUUUAAUUCCAUCUCUCUGAGAUUUUGUUUUGUGCUUAACACUUAGUUCCUGGUUAGUUUCAACUGUGCUAGCAACAGGAGUAGGUCUCCUUUCUGGGCAGUCUUAAAAGAGGGUCAAUCAAAAAGCCAGAGUCUAUAGAAUUCCCCCAUAAGCUUAAAAGUUGAGAUUCAAGUCCAAAAGUGUCUUGUUAAAGCUUGUUCUACUGUUCCAGGUACUCGCCUGAAUGUUCUUACAUGUUCACAUUCAAAAUAGUUUUCCAUGCUGGGGAAAAUAGCAAUAUGUAAUUUGUAAUAGACUUCUUCAUCUUAGUAAUAAGAUGAUUAGUCUAGUUUUACCUUAGGACAAAACAGCUUUGAAUGAAAUAAGUUUUCCAAGUUUACAAAGUAAAAAACAAACAGAUCUCUGCUUCUUUUUGUGAAAAAGAUUUAACACUUGUAAAUAAAAUAUUCAUGUGUCAAAAAGCAUUUAUAGAAUGCAUAUGUUAGAUUAUUGAAAAUAGAAGCGAUAAGUACUCAGUUUCUUCUCUGUAGUCAUAAUGUAGUAAGAAAUGAAGUUAUGUAUAUAAUGGAUAGCAGUUACUGAGAUAGUCCCAGGAUCUAUUUAUAAGACAAUAAAGAAGGUGACAGUUUUGUCAGAAUGUGAAUUUCUUUUCAGAAGAGCAGUGGAAAAGCUGAACUUGAAAGUGUGGUGCAAGAGCACAGUGGUGUUAUGAAGAUAUAAAUAAAUACCUAGUUUUUUGUGCCUAUUGCAGAGUAUUAAGACAGAAACCAAAAAGCUGGACAGACGUUAAAUCCUAAAGGGUCUUUUAUUUUUCUCAUUCCUAUCCAUCACCUACCUCAAAAUUGAAGUUGAAUAUGUUUUCCCUCCUGCCUAAUACAAAACUCCUUCAAGAAGAAGGUAGCUAGAGACAAUAACCUGUUAGGUUAGUAUUUUCAGGAGCUUGUACUCCAUGCCAAAAGCAUCCCUGAUGUUAAAGCACACAUCUCCCCAAGAAGUUAGGGUGACUACACUGUCUUGAUGCCCAGAAAAUAUUUCCAGUAAGCAGGGAUUUGCGCUUUUAUCAAGCUUUUGAGAAAUCACUGAAUCUUAACAAGCUCAAACAAGACUGGAAGACUCUUAGGGACCACUCUUCACUUCCUUGGUAUCCAUCCAUUAACAAUAAAUGUUCAAAAUAUGUAGCUAAUAUUAGCAUUGUGAGUUCUACUCAACCUUGAUAAUCUGCACAUCACUAAUAGCUUCUGAAAAGUACCUCCAACAUCAUAUACUGCCUUCCCUUGAUUGCUUUUACUUUGCCCAGACUAAUCCCAAAAUAAUCUGAAAUGCUACUUCAAUAUUAGGAAAAGGAAGAGAUAUAUGUCCUGUGAUUUUUUUUUAAGAGUAUAGAGAUACUCAUCCUAAUCUCUGGUUAGUUCAUAUGUCUAGUGUGUAAUAAAAAUUAAAGUGAACUUUCAA